CGUCGACUUUCUUUGAUGCUCUUACCAUCUGAUACAUUGUAACGAGCGCCUUCUUGAUGGAUUCAGACAUUAUUAGAUCGACGCGAGCGGUGGCGCGCAUCACAGGCGCUUUGUGUGUCGUUGUUUAGAUACACUUUCUGCCUCUGAUCCGCGUUUUAAACUCUUCCCGUCGGUCCUAUGGCUGCAGCCUGUUGAUCAUCAGUGCUGGACGGGAAAAACGGAUUGUAUUCCCGACGGCGGCAGCAGCAGAAGGUCUGUGAAUAAUACAGCCAAUAAAAAGAUCGAGUAACGGGACACGAGUUAAGUCAUGUAUCUGAUCAUGGACAGUGCGAGGCCCAGGUUAUGAAGGGGACACAAAUACAGAGGACAGAAAAUAUGAUUGAAACAAUGGACACCCAGCAUUGUCUUCAGGCGUUGGAGAGGUUACAGGCUCGCCUGAAGGAAAAGGGACCAGAUGUUCCUGCUGAGGAGAAACUGAAUCUCCUGAAGACGGUCCUGCAGAGUCCUUUGUUCCACCGAAUCCUCGCCCUGCAGAAAUCAGUACAGCAUUUGAAAGAGAAUGCUCCUUGUAUUAAGUCCGAUCUGAAAGGCAGCCAUGAGGAUUGUUCUGCUCAGCUCAACGGGGAGCCUUCACCUGAAGAAUUCGAACACAUCAUUCGUUCAAUGGCUCAGGGUCGGUACGUGACUCACGUUGACCUGCUGAAGCCGGCAUCAGGCGGUUUGGGUUUCAGCGUUGUCGGGUUGUGCAGUGAGAACCGUGGAGAACUCGGCAUCUUUAUUCAGGAGAUUCAAGCUGGGAGUGUAGCGUACAGCGGGAAACUAAAAGAAGGAGAUCAGAUCCUGGCCAUUAACGGUCAGCCGUUAGAUCAGAGCGUCAGUCACCAGCAGGCCAUCGCCAUCCUGCAGAGAGCGUCGGACCACGUGAGGAUCACGGUCGCCCGUGGGCCUGUACCGCAGCUCUCUAGCCCAGUGGUGUCCAGAACUCCCAGUGCCGCUAGCACGCUUUCAGCACACUCCAGUGCGAUCCACUGGACUCACGUGGAGACGAUCGAGCUGGUGAAUGAUGGAACUGGUUUGGGUUUCGGGAUCGUAGGUGGCAAAACCACUGGAGUCAUUGUCAAAACCAUCGUACCUGGAGGCAUUGCAGACCAGGAUGGUCGCUUACGCAGCGGGGAUCACAUCCUUCGGAUCGGUGAUACAGAUCUGUACGGUCUGAGCAGCGAGCAGGUCGCGCAGGUCCUGAAACAGUGCGGUAACAGAGUCCGACUGAUCAUAAGCCGUGCGACUGUGGACGACGCUCAGCCUGUUCCUGUCACCUUGCCAACGGUCACUGAGCAACAGGGGCCGGAGGAGGAGCCGGAAGCUGCUUUUGAAGUGAGUCUGACGAAAAAUGCUCAGGGACUGGGUAUCACCAUCGCUGGCUAUGUGGGGGACAAAACCUCGGAGCCCUCUGGAAUAUUUGUGAAAAGCAUUUCGAGGGACAGCACCGUUGAUCAAGAUGGGAGGAUUCAUGUCGGAGAUCAAAUCAUAGCUGUGGAUGGUGUGAAUAUCCAGGGCUACAGCAACCAGCAGGCUGUUGAAGUUCUGAGACACACAGGUCAGACCGUCCACCUGAAACUGGUCCGACGUGGUUUUGAUCCGGAGAAUGCGUGCCUGCCAAUACUGCCUGCCGUCAUGGAGAGCAAACCAGCCUCUGGCGCAACCGAAAUUUCACCGAUGGAACACACAAAAAUGACGACACAAGAAAAUGACAGAUCUUGUCUAACUCCAGCUGAGAACUCAAAACAAACGUCUGUCAAAACCUUGCCAGUCAGAACUCCAGAAAGACAAGAUGGUCCUGUAGGAAUGAAGCUGAGCACUGAGGAGGAACACAAACUCAUUGUGAAUUGGCAGGAGCGGGGUAUCUGCGGUGAUGUCAUUGUGGCUCAGGUGCAGAAGUUCACUGAAAACAGUGGGUUGGGCAUCAGUCUGGAUGCGUGCGCUGGAAGUCACUUCGUGUGCUCGGUGCUUCCAGAGGGACCUAUUGGUCGAUCCGGAAAGAUCUGCAGUGGAGACGAACUUCUGGAGGUGAAUGGCAUUCCCCUCAGAGGAGAGACUCAUAAGGAGGUUGUCGAAAUUCUGAAGGAACUCCCAAUUUGCGUGACCGUGGUCUGCUGUAGACCCACCCCUCCGAUGACUGACACCCAGAACGACCAACCCCAAGCAGAGGAUGAGACAACAAAACCCACACUUCAGAUGCAAGAUGAUAUUGAAGACUUCCUGAUAUCUGGGAAAUGUGAGGAGAGCAUGAGAGAACAUGUGACCGAAGAACCAACAGGAACACCACUGGCCAUGUGGGAAACAGAGAUUCAGGACAUCCAGCUGGAGAAAGGAGAGAGUGGGCUGGGCUUUAGCAUCCUCGACUACCAGGACCCAAUGGACCCGGCUAAGACAGUCAUUGUGAUUCGCUCGUUAGUUCCUGAUGGUGUUGCAGAACAAGAUGGACGCCUGUUGCCAGGUGACCGCCUCAUGUAUGUCAACAACAUCCACCUGGAGAACGCCAGUCUGGAGGAAGCUGUGCAGGCACUGAAGGGAGCAAACAUGGGUGCUGUUCACAUCGGGGUGGCCAAACCGCUGCCUAUGGACUCUAUUGAACUGUCUGAUGAUAAAGCAUUCGAGCAUAAUUUUGUGGAGGAUGAGGAUGACACGCUGCUGGCGUCAAUGAUCACACAACAUGGCAGUAUCUGCAGCGCUGAUGUGAGCUAUCAGAUGAGCCGACAAGCCUCCACUCCUAAGAGGAGCCUUCAUCAGGAUUCGUACAUGGAUUAUCCCUUCAGAUCCGGAACGAUGGACAACACAGACCCUUUCACCCCCGAGAGGAGUGCUGUGGCCUGGAUAUCUGAAGGAGGAGCUUUUAGGCUUGUUCCCACCCAUUCUGAUUUGUUAUUUGAACGUGGCCUAGAAGGGGUGGAGCCCUUGACAUCAGAGGCAGAGUUAUGCAAAGAUAGCUCCACCCCUGCUGACAAAGAUGCAGACGAGCAGUUAUUUUACACCGGAGUGGACCAUAUUAUGGGUGUGGUUAAGAGCCGUAUCCAUGGAGACCAAGACAUACAGAAGGAGGAAGAUUUCCUCUCAUCAGAGCCCAUUGACGAGGCCCAGCAACUGAACAUCACCGCUGGGAGCAGUUACGAGAGGACCAUCACAGUCAUCAAGGGAACUUCAAGUCUAGGUAUGACUGUGUGCGCAUUGAAGGAUGGAGCGGGCAUGCUGAUUCGCAGCAUAAUUCACGGCGGGUCCAUCAGUCGAGACGGACGGCUCGGGGUUGGUGACCUCAUCCUGGCCAUUAAUGGAGAACCGACCGGACAUCUGACCAAUGCCCAAGCUCGAGCCAUGCUCCGCAAACAUUCUCUGAUUGCACCAGACAUGGGCUCUACAGGUGCGUCGAGUGAAGAGAACAGCCAUGUCUCUGUAAUCAUGUAUGUCCCUGCUGAGUACAUUGAGGAAUACAGGACAUACCAGCAGGUCAAGAAUGACAUUCUGUCUGAAGACACAAGCAACACUCGACAUCAGACAGUCUCAGAGCUUCCAGAGAGAGAAGAUGGAGAGGGAGAAGAAAGUGAACUACAGAUGGCAGCUCCCAACAGCUGGAACAUGCCGCGAAGAGUGGAGUUGUAUAGGGAGGCGGGGAAAUCUCUGGGUAUCAGCAUCGUUGGUGGAAGAGGCAUGGGCAGUCGCCUUAGCAACGGCGAAGUGAUGCGGGGCAUUUUUUUUAAACACAUCCUGGAGGACAGUCCUGCAGGACACAGCGGCACGCUGAAGACUGGAGACAGGAUUCUUGAGGUGGGUGGAGUGGAUCUGCGUGAUGCUAGUCAUGAGCAGGCGGUGGAAGCCAUCCGUAAUGCUGGAAAUCCUGUAGUGUUCCUGGUCCAGAGCAUCAUUCACAAACCCAAAGCAUGUGUGAUGGAUACAGUGGAGGAUGCUUCAGAGUCCAGCGGUGAAAAGGAAGUUGAUACUCACAGUAGACUUUUCCUCCGUUUGUGUCCGACUAAUCCCUUUACCCCUACACCGUUUAAGUUGAAUCGUGAGGCUGGAAAAACAUCACCUGUCCUCUCGUUGCCCGUUGUUCCACACGUCGGGGAGACAGACACAGAUGCUCUGCCUGAGAUUCUUGACCGGACCACUCUUCAUCCUGAUGCUUCUGAUGAGGAGGAUGAGUACGGUUACAGCUGGAAGAUGAUAAUAGAGCGGUAUGGUAGUUUGCCGGGUCAACUACACAUGAAGGAGCUGGAAAAGGGCAGAGCGGGUCUGGGUUUGAGUUUGGCGGGGAACCGGGACCGCUCACGCAUGAGUGUGUUUGUGGUGGGCAUCGAUCCCAGCGGCGCUGCUGGUCGAGACCAAUGCAUUGUGGUGGGAGACGAACUGCUGGAGAUAAACGGUCAGGUGCUAUACGGCCGCAGUCAUCAAAACGCCUCUGACAUCAUCAAAAGAACCCCCUCAAAGGUCAAGAUCAUCUUCAUCCGGAACAGAGAUGCUUUGAGUCAGAUGGCUGUGGGGCCCAUGAAGGAGUUUGGAGACUCACUGGAUAUAAACACAGAGGAGGAUGGAGAGGUGGGUGUUGUCCUGAAGGAGAACGACAGCAAAACUGCAUGGAUCAUUGAGAAUGAAGAAGAUAAUGGACCACCAGCAAGGGCCUCAUCAUCCAAUCAGAUGUCCACAGGACCAAGUCCAAGAAUCACCCCCAGCCCGACUCUUGCAUCUUUAUCAUCUGAGACAGAGCCAAUCAGCAGUUCCAGCAGAUGUUCCACACCGGCAACCUUGGCUUCUGAUCCGGUGACGUGUCCCAUAAUCCCCGGCUGUGAGACCACCAUAGAGAUCUGUAAGGGCACGGCAGGACUGGGGCUCAGCAUUGUGGGCGGCUGUGACACUUUACUGGGGGUGAUAAUAAUACACGAGGUGUAUGAGGAGGGCGCUGCAUCUAAAGACGGUCGACUUUGGGCAGGAGAUCAGAUCCUGGAGGUUAACGGUAUAGACUUGCGCGUGGCGACCCACGAUGAGGCUAUCAACGUUCUGCGACAGACCCCACAGUAUGUUCAGCUGACCAUCUUCAGAGAUGAAGGCCAGUAUAAAGAGGAGGAACUGUGGGACACGCUGACUGUUGAGUUUCAGAAGAAACCUGGUCACAGUCUCGGCCUCAGCAUCGUUGGCAGACGGAAUGACACAGGAGUCUUUGUAUCAGACAUUGUGAAGGGCGGAGUCGUGGAGAGUGAUGGACAUCUGAUGCAGGGAGAUCAGAUCCUGACUGUUAACAGAGAAGAUGUCCGCUGUGCCACGCAGGAGUAUGUAGCUGCGCUCCUCAAGAGUUGUUCUGGACCAAUAAGAAUGGAGGUGGGUCGUUUUAAGUCGGGACCGAUCCACUCCCAGCGGCGUCUCUCUCACAGCAGUCAGGUCAGUGAGACGGUCAACUGUAAAGUUACUUCAUAUUCCAGCUGUGCAGCUUUACAGGGAGACUCACAGGAAACUCAUGAACCAGUGGACCAAGAAGUCAGGACAGUUGAAUUUACAAAGGGUCCGUCUGAUUCUCUGGGCAUCAGUAUAGCUGGAGGUGUGGGCAGUCCUCUAGGGAACGUGCCCAUUUUCCUCGCCCUGAUGAAUCCCAGCGGCCUGGCAGCACAGACACAGAAACUUCAGGUUGGAGACAGAAUGGUGGGUAUCUGUGGAAACAGUACAGAGGGAAUGACUCACAAUCAGGCCGUUUCACUCCUGAAGAACACAACAGGCCUCAUACAGCUACAGGUUGUUUCUGGUGAUACGACAGUGACGGGUCCUUCACCGGAGCAGACGGCAGGACUUACAGCCAGCAGCAUUUUCCAUGAUGACCUCGGCCCGCCGCAGUGUAAGAACAUCAGUUUGGAGAGAGGACCCGAUGGCUUGGGCUUCAGUAUUGUCGGGGGUUUCGGCAGCCCACACGGUGACUUGCCGAUCUACGUGAAAACGGUUUUCAGCAAGGGGGCAGCGUCAGAGGACGGGCGGCUCAAGCGUGGAGAUCAGAUCGUCGCAGUUAACGGUCAGAGUUUAGAGGGCGUCACGCACGAGGAGGCUGUCGGCAUUCUGAAGAAAACCAAAGGAACCGUCACGCUCACCGUGCUGUCAUAAACACACAUUGUAAUGCUUCUGAUAGAUGAUUUUAACACUGGAUUACAUGUCAAUGUUUCUCACAUGUUAUGAAGACUUGCAGUAUGUGUACAAACUGCACCAAACAGUCAUGAAAUCUCAUCUCUUCAUAGAGAUCUGUUAGCAGUAACUAUAGGACAUGUAAAAAAAAACAAUACGUCAAUAAUAGCAAACCUUUAUCUCGUUUUCAAAACACACAAAUGAGAUUUUCGAGGUUGAUGGACUUUGUACAAGUCAAACUAGUGUUGCUUCAUUCUUGUGCUUUUUUCAUUAUUUUGGGGGGGGGGCUUAACUUCUUUGUGUUUGAUGGAAGACAGUCAUACGGGUUUAGAAGGACAUGGACUGAAUUUUAUUUUUAGGGGUGAAUUAUUCAAUUUACCAAUUCUUAUUAUGAAGACUGGAUCUGAUUUAAAUGAAAAUAUUUUAGUAUGUUUCUUAAAAUGGACAUUUAAUGAGGAACAACUGAUUGAAGUGGAAAUGAAGGUUACAAUUGUAAGAUUUAUAAUGUGCUGAUAUAUAUGAAAAUAAUGUUGAAGAAUAUGAUCCUUAAACACUUUAGUGCUUAUAUAUAGUGUUUAUAUAUUCCACUGUUUUGUCAAACAUGUUACUGCACAUUUCUGAUAUAGUAUUCACUACAAAUAAAAGACUGAA
Messenger RNA from Triplophysa dalaica, 6801 nucleotides. Its product is annotated as multiple PDZ domain protein. Bases 343 to 6132 code for a protein of 1929 amino acids. The transcript is spliced from 46 exons. Gene Ontology annotation, molecular function: protein binding. The record is from RefSeq and is a predicted model, not a curated record. NCBI's taxonomy places the organism in Eukaryota, Metazoa, Chordata, Actinopteri, Cypriniformes, Nemacheilidae.